Eruca vesicaria subsp. sativa (arugula) is the source of this 189-nucleotide messenger RNA. The record is from the annotation of a GenBank genome assembly. Lineage: Eukaryota; Viridiplantae; Streptophyta; Magnoliopsida; Brassicales; Brassicaceae.
UUGAACAUAAUAUGGGAUGCACAGCAAGUAUGGGACCAUGUGAAAGAGGUAAAAGCUGUACCUCCAAAUGCAAGGUUACCUUUGGACAAAUGGCUAAUGGCUUCUGUGACCGCAGCACUGGUGGACUUGGAGAGUGUGUUUGUACUUACCCUUGUUCGCCUCGUUAAACCCAUUUGUGAUUUGUACUAA